UCCAAGGUGGUGGAUGCGGAGAAGGACGGGUGGCACGUGGGAGGAUCUGCGGAAGAUGGAGGACGCCUCGGACGAGUACUACAAGGAAAAGUUGAGGAUGACCCCCAGGGUGUUCAUGGAGAUCGUGGAGGCGUUGUCUCCUCUUCUGCAGAGGCGGGUGACAUUCUACAGGGUUCCUUUGCAGCCGGAUCACAUCAUCGCAUAUGCAUUUUACCGAUGGGCGAGCGGUGAGACGUACGAGAGCAGCACGUCGUCAUUCGGAAUAGGGCGCGCAUCCGGGUUGAUCGCAGUGGAGGACGUUACUAGGGCGCUCCUGAGGGUGUACAGUGACAAGAUCGUAUGGCCUACUGGGAUGCGUCGUACGCUCGUUCUGCGUGCCUUCGAGGCGAAGGGCUUUCCCAACUGCUAUGGCUGCAUAGACUGCACGCACGUUUACGUCGACAAACCGGCGAACGCUCCUUCGGAGAACUACUUCGACCGGAAGCAUCGUUUCUUCGUUGUAGCGCAGGUGGUGGUGGACCUGGACUUGCGCAUCACGAACGUUUUCGUCGGUUACCCAGGGAGCUGCCAUGACAUUCGGGUGCUUCAACUCUCCAGUCUGUGGGCGCGUGCGGAGGAGGGGGAUCUUUUCCGUGGAGCUCCUGUUGUGCUGCCGUUCGAAGUGACGACACACUGUUACAUUCUGGGCAACAACGGGUAUCCGCCGCUGGAGUGGAUUGUCGUGCCGUACGGGGGGACCAGAGGUGGCAACUGGGUAACUGUUGCCCGUACCCAACUGUAACCGGCAGGUUAUGGGCAGGUACGGGUACCCUUCCGGAGGGGGGCAUCGGUAUGGGCAGACAUAAAUUUUAUUUGUGGA
Messenger RNA from Chara braunii, 859 nucleotides. The record is from the annotation of a GenBank genome assembly. Lineage: Eukaryota; Viridiplantae; Streptophyta; Charophyceae; Charales; Characeae.